This is a messenger RNA of Pelmatolapia mariae (spotted tilapia), 3963 nucleotides long. RefSeq names its product transcriptional adaptor 2A (gene tada2a). Gene Ontology annotation, molecular function: chromatin binding; zinc ion binding; transcription coactivator activity. Gene Ontology annotation, cellular component: nucleus; SAGA-type complex. NCBI's taxonomy places the organism in Eukaryota, Metazoa, Chordata, Actinopteri, Cichliformes, Cichlidae. The record is from RefSeq and is a predicted model, not a curated record. The transcript is spliced from 15 exons. Gene Ontology annotation, biological process: regulation of transcription by RNA polymerase II; chromatin remodeling. The coding region runs from base 89 to 1426 and encodes 445 amino acids.
UUCACAAUCAGGGUCACUUGCGAGCUUUGAAAAAUAGAUGGAACCUAAACGUCGAAGCUGUUAUUAAGUUUCAUUUAAACGUAAUCCUAUGGACCGCUUAGCAUCUUUUGCAAAUGACCCCUCCGAUAAACCGCCGUGCAGAGGUUGUUCAUCGUAUCUGACUGAGCCUUAUAUCAAAUGUGCAGAAUGUGGACCCUCACCUUUCCUGCUGUGCCUCCAGUGCUUCACCAGAGGAUUUGAGUACAAGAAGCACCAGAGUGAUCACAAAUAUGAAAUCAUGACGUCAGAUUUCCCCGUGCUGGAGCCUGGGUGGACGGCCCAGGAAGAGAUGGCCCUGCUUGAAGCCGUCAUGGACUGUGGCUUUGGAAAUUGGCAAGAUGUUGCGUAUCAGAUGCGCACUAAAACCAAAGAGGAGUGUGAGAGCCACUACAUGAAGAAUUUCAUCAAUAACCCACUGUUCUCCUCCACCCUGCUCAGCCUGCGGAAAGCAAAAGACUCACGUGUUGCAGAGGGCGCUAUUCCUUUUAAACCAAGCGACGAUCCCCCUCGGCCCACAUUUGACUCGGUGCUGUCUCGCGACAUGGCUGGAUACAUGCCUGCCAGAGCCGACUUCAUGGAGGAGUUUGACAACUAUGCAGAAUGGGAUUUGAAAGAUAUUGACUUUGUGGAUGAUGAUUCAGACGUCCUUCGUGCACUGAAGCUUGCAGUUGUUGAUAUUUAUCAUUCAAGAUUAAAGGAGAGACAACGGAGGAAGAAGAUAAUCCGAGACCAUGGAUUGAUCAACCUGCGGAAAUUCCAGAUGCUGGAGCGAUGCUACCCAAAGGAGGUGCAGGAGCUGUAUGAUGUCAUGAGAAGAUUUGCCAGAGUGGUUGGACCAAUUGAACAUGACAAAUUCAUCGAAAGUCACGCACUGGAGUUUGAGCUGAGGAGAGAGAUCCGCAGGCUGCAGGAGUACAGGAAAGCAGGGAUCAAGUCUUUCUGCAGUGCCAAGGUGUACGAGCGGGUGAAGCGAAUGCGUGAAGACGAGCGGAGGAAGAGGACCAUGCUGUGUGACGUGCUGCAGUACAUCCAGGAUGGCAGAGCCUGUCAGCAGUGGCUCAGCAAACAGGCUGCAAUAGAUGCUGGAAUCACUCCAGCUGUCACAACAAUCACAGUGUCAGCAACAGGUAGGCGGAGCGCCCCACCUCUCAACCUGACCGGACUGCCGGGAACAGAGAAGCUCAACGAGCGGGAGAAAGAGCUGUGUCAGGUGGUGCGGCUGGUACCGGGCGCCUACCUGGAGUACAAACAAGCUUUACUUAACGAGUGCAGACGGCAGGGCGGGCUGCGGCUGGCGCAGGCGCGGGCGCUGAUCAAGAUCGACGUCAACAAGACUCGCAAGAUCUAUGACUUCCUAAUCAAAGAGGGUUACAUCACCAAGGCGUAGGAGUGUUUGACCACAGUGGGAGGUUCGAUCGUGGUUAGUGAUUAGUUUGUUUUUAAUCUUGUAAUGUUGUCAGCUCAAGUUUUGUAAGACGUUCAGAUUGUUGCUGCUUGUUAUAUUAUAACAUUUGUUAUUGUGUGUUUUAGUCUAAAUGUACUCAAGUCUUGUAUAAUUGUGAGAAGAACAGGGGAUUGUAUUAAAAUGAUGUAUUUAUUUAUCCUGAUAUAAAGUGUUAGAAAAUUACCUGAUGUACAUGUUGAUAUUUUUAAACUGUAAAAGAGCCGCUUGGAUUAAAAUUCUUGGUAACUUUUUAGUUUACUGUAGGUUUGAAUUAAUAAGCGGAUUAGUUUAGUGAAAUUAGGAACCAGAGCACCAUUUGGUCACAAAUGGGAGGCUUGUUCACUUGAAACCAUACAAUUCAGUGUAUUUUAUAGCAAAAUUAUAUUUAUAACAUGAAUAUUUACUUUUUUCUUUAAAAAUCCACCAGAAAUCCUCUGACUGUGAACCGUACUUUUUUUUUUUUUUUUUUAGCUGUUUUUGGACUUCAUAGUGGAGAUCCCGUUUGCAUUUGCAAAAAACAAGUGAUGAGAGAAGCUCUUUUAUGAAAUGAGUGGUUUUUCAGGGCUGCUUAUAGAGAAAGGUAACUGGGUUUUUUUUAAUCAGAUGUUGGUGUGAGUGGUCUCUGCCCAUUUAACCUCUUAAGCCCCAAGGGGGUUUCUGAGCGUCCUGCUCGAAAAUGCAAUGCCUAAAUUAAAUUGAUUAUUUCUCUGCAAUUACAAACUCUGUCCUUACAAUCUUGGUAUCAAAAUGAAGCUAACACUUGGGACAUUUAAUCAGAGGUGUAAAUAUUAAAGCAGAUAUUACUCUGUCAAAGUUACUGAGACUGGAACACAGAAAAAGUAAGUAGAUUUUAUUCUCGCCUAAUUUUUUUUUGUAAUUUUUAGCAUAUAACCCUUUUAAAAAUAUGCCUCAGAUCAUAUUUGGUUCCAGAAAUCCAGUAACCAACAUAUAAGCAUAAUCUGUGCAAAGAUUUGUGUUUCUAAAGUAAAACAGUGAAAAACUACAGCCCUGUCAAUACAUGAAUAUCCAGACGUUGUACAAAAAUGUCCAAUUUUGGCACACAAUUGGACACCAUGCCAGUUAAUUUUUUUAGGUAUUAAAGAGCAGAAAUUAAUAAAUUUUAUUAACAGGCCUAAAAAUGCUUUUUUUAAAAAUAUAUUUUUGAAGAAUUAACCACACAUUUACAUGGUAAUGGCCCUUUUCUGCCGUGCGCAUAGAGCGCUUCAUUGGCCUCUGGCCCUUUAAACUCUGAGGGGCUGUAACUUUGGUUUCUUUUGGUCAAUUUGCAUGAUUGACACCUCUUUUUAAUCGUUUUAGCCAAUAGAUUCAAAGUAACGAUGCCACGUUCACGUCACUUCAACCAAUCAGACGUUGUAAUGCCAAAACCCACGUGUGUCCAAAUUUACUGCAUGUGACGUCUGUCCAGUCACGUGUCUGUAGGUGGGUCUAAAAUGGAGGUUGUUGACGGAAGAUGGCUCUGAUGCACCUAGGUAGGCAUGGUAAAUAACAGCAAUCACGUGGUUACCGGCUACCGGCGAAAAUAAUGGAGGAAAUCGGGACGGUAAGCCAAUUUCUGUGUUAGCGCAUUUGCGCCGCUGUGUGUUUUUGUGGUCUUCUUUUGCGACUAAUUCAGUGAAUUCUGGUCUGAUCGUGGUGAAACUUGGUGUGUGGAGUCAGUGAUAGCUCUGGGAGCUAACCAGCCUAUUUUUAACCGCUUACAUGAAGUCUGAAGAAUUUCUGGUUCGGUUUUGUGUGUUUAGCGGACUUCUGCGCAUUUACGUAACUGCUCGUUUAAUCGCGGCUUGUUUUCGGUGUGUUUGGUGGUUGUAGAAAUGGUUUAUAUGACAUUUUAGCUGAGAUUCUGGGGUUUCUGUGGAUACCACACAUGUCUGGAUUUAUAUUUCUCAACCGGCGUUAUAACCGAUUAAACGUGAUCUCCUCCUUUUUGCCCCCAAUGCCGGGGGCGUGGGGCUUAAGAGGUUAAGUACUCCUGGAAAAACACAAAAACUAUUCUAAUGAUUGUCUUUAUUGGUUUUUACUGAGGUGUCAAAACUCAUCAGUAAGGAAAAGUCAUCAAAUGUUGUUUUUAUGGGGGAAAGAGUAUAAAAAGAGAACAUAAUUUCAUUGUAAUUUUUUGGAAAGCUGCAGAGGUGAAGAUUGUAUAACUGGCACGAGCCACAUAACUACAGCAAUGAGGGUUAAAAUGACAAUAAGCAGCAUCCUCUUGAGGAUGUCAUGGCUGUUGGAUUGGAUGUAGUUUUAAUUAAUGCAGACAAUAAAAUCAAAGUCACUCGAUUACUCAGCUGAACCUUCCUUCUGUGUAUCAGUCAAGUCUCCAUCCCACUGAGACCUGAGCUUUUGUUUGGGGUUGAUUUUUUUUAUUUCACCUAGCUAUUUGGGGAUUGUUUGUCCUCACAUGGGGACAGUUUAGUUUAAAGUAAAACACAAUAAAGCUACAUUAUUUGACAAAGUAUAAAAGA